Molecule: messenger RNA, 1079 nt
Organism: Xyrauchen texanus (razorback sucker)
Lineage: Eukaryota; Metazoa; Chordata; Actinopteri; Cypriniformes; Catostomidae
Product: histone H1-like
Exons: 1
Coding region: 21-632 (203 amino acids)
Biological process (GO): nucleosome assembly
Cellular component (GO): nucleosome
Molecular function (GO): structural constituent of chromatin; DNA binding
Source: RefSeq, a predicted model, not a curated record
UUACAGAUCCGAUCUGAGAGAUGGCAGAAACCGCCCCAGCUACAGCCGCCCCGCCGGCCAAAUCGCCCAAGAAGAAAUCUGCUGCCAAACCCAAGAAAACGGGUCCAAGCGUCGGAGAUCUCAUCGUCAAAACUGUGACCGCGUCCAAGGAGAGGAGCGGCGUGUCUCUCGCCGCCCUGAAGAAAGCUCUCGCCGCCGGUGGAUACGAUGUGGAGAAGAACAACUCCCGCGUCAAGAUCGCCGUUAGGAGUCUGGUGACUAAAGGGACUCUGGUGCAGACCAAAGGGACCGGCGCCUCCGGAUCAUUCAAGCUCAACAAGAAACAAUCCGAGAGCACGAAGAAACCCGCCAAGAAAGCCGCUCCUAAAGCCAAGAAGGCCGCAGUCAAGAAACCCGCCGCUGCUAAGAAGCCCAAGAGUGCCGCGGCUAAGAAACCUGCCGCCAAGAAAUCUCCCAAGAAGGCGAAGAAACCAGCAGCCGCUAAAAAGGCAACGAAGAGCCCCAAGAAGGCAAAGAAACCAGCAGCCGCCAAGAAAGCAGCCAAGAGCCCUAAAAAGGCCAAAGUUGUCAAACCCAAAACGGCAAAGGCUAAAGCAGCCAAGCCUAAGAAAGCAGCUCCCAAAAAGAAGUAAAUGAUCUUCCGAGUUUCUCCCUCAAAACGGCUCUUUUAAGAGCCACCUACUAUUUCAUAUAAAAGAGCAAAACCUUUGUAUUUUAUAUUUUGUGAUGUUUUAUUACAUUUGUUGUGAGGGGACACAAUCUUGAAUUUGACUGUAACAAAACAAAAACACCAAAAUCAAAAAAGCUGCAUAUUCAGAAAAUAUCAAACGUGAUAUUCAGUGUAAGUUUCACCCGCCUGACAGGUUGAGUGUAAAAUCAGUGUUUCAUAAAACUAUAAAAUGAAUGUUAGUGCAAAUUAUCUGACAUCAUUUGAUAUGCAUAAUUCUAUCGAUUGUGCCUCUAUCAGGGAAAAAUAUCAAAUUUACUUAAGGUCAGAUAUAUUUCACCAAAUUAUUAUUAUUGAUAUUGUCUUUUACAUUAAACUGGAUUUAAAACUCGUUCAGCUUGAAGUUUCUCAU